GGUUAGCUUGCCUGUGUGGAGACGAAUGCUACUCUAGAUGCGCAUUUUAUUUCGAUUUGUCGAAGCGUCAGUAAUACAAAUAAAACUGAUGAUCGUGAGUUCCUUCUGUGAGGAGAAGCAAAUCCUCAUCAGGAAGUUCAUAGUUGAGAGGCUUUGGACUUUGAAGAAAUUUUGUGUUGGGAGCAGUGAGACCCCAGAUCCUGAAUUUCUUGUAAUCCCCUGAUCUGAGUGUCUACAGCUGCUCUGAGCACGAGACUUUCAGGAGUUCCUGAUGGCGGGAGAGUGGUUUCUGGUGGGUUUGGCUGGGGGCGUGGCUAUCCCUAUAUAAUCUGCCCCUGAACACAAUAAAGGGGGCAUUCUUAAGGAAUUCAAGGAUGACCCGUGUCGCUGUCUCUUUGUGUGUGUCUGUGUAUUUUAACCUCCAGCCCCCUUGCCCGAAGCUUGCGAACUGGAUGCCAGCGCACAGAGUGCAGACAUGGGGGCGCCGUGUGCGGCAAUUUUGGGUUUUUGUUUUUCUCAAAACAGGGUUUCUUCAGGUAGUCCUGGCUAUCUUGGAACUUGCUCUGUCGAUCAGACUGGCCUUGAAUUUACAGAAAUCUAGCUGCCUCUGCCUCCCUAGUUCUGGGAUUAAAGCAUUGGCUCUCAUUCUUCAACAUCCCCAGAAGACACAGUUUUCUCCAGAGACAGUUCCAUCCUGGAAGCCCCUCAUCUAAAAGGCCCUGUGAAGCCAGACAAUGCCUGUUGACUUGGGGCAGGCCCUGGGCCUGCUGCCUUCUCUGGCCAAGGCCAAAGCUGAAGAUGCCACAUUCUCUGGAUCAGAUGAUACCCAGCAAAGAGAACUCACUAACCCUGAGACUGCUCGCCAGCUUUUUAGGCAGUUUCGUUACCAGGUGAUGUCUGGGCCCCAGGAGACCCUGAGACAACUUCGAAAGCUCUGUUUCCAGUGGCUGCGGCCAGAGGUUCACACCAAAGAGCAGAUCCUGGAGAUCCUUAUGCUGGAGCAGUUUCUGACUAUCCUUCCUGGGGAGAUCCAGACGUGGGUGAGGAAACAGUGUCCAGGCAGUGGAGAAGAGGCAGUGACCCUUGUGGAAAGCUUGAAGGGAGAUCCUCGGAGACUGUGGCAGUGGAUUGGCAUCCAGGUUCUAGGACAAAAUAUCCCAUCCGAGAAGGCGAACUCGGCACACUGCCAAGGCAGUGAGGUGGAGUCCAGACUGGAAGUGGUGCCUCAGGAACUGCCCCUUCAGAAUUCACCCUCAGCUCCUGCAGAGCUGCUGAGCCAUGGCGUGAAAGAAGAAUCAGACAUGGAGCCAGAGUUAGCUCUGGCUGCUUCUCAGCUUCCUGCUAGACCAGAGGAGAGGCCUAUCAGAGACCAGGACAUGGGAACAGCGUUUCUCCCAGCAGUACAUCAGGAGCAGUGGAGGCACCUAGAUUCUACUCAGAAGGAACAGUACUGGGAUUUCAUGCUGGAGACCUAUGGGAAAAUGGUCUCAGGAGCAGGUAUUUCUAACUCCAAACCUGACCUGACUAACAUAACAGAAUAUGGGGAAGAGCUGGCAGGGCUGCAGCUUCACAUCAGUGAGAAGAUACCAAGACUCACCUGCAAAGAAGACAGACAAGAAAAUGACAAAGAGAACCUAAACUUGGAAAAUCACAGGGACCAGGGAUCUCUGGACGUUUUCUGUCAGGCAUCAAGUGAGGCACCACCACAGACUGACUUGGAUUUCCUGGGUGAGAGUGAGCUGCAUCGCUUUGGAGGAGAGAGUGUCCCUGAGGCUCUGGAAAGCCUUCAGGGUGAGGGAACAGGAGGGCAGCUCUUGCCUCCUGAAAGGGGCUCUGGGAGACAGCUAGGUCAGCACAUACAGAGUUCUUCUUCAGGAGAGCUGUCGUCAGCCUUGUGGCUGGAGGAGAAGAGAGAGGCCUCUCAGAAGGGACAGGCCAGAGCUCCCAUGGCCCAGAAACUGCCUACCUGCAGAGACUGUGGGAAAACUUUCUACAGGAAUUCACAGCUUGUUUUUCACCAAAGGACUCAUACUGGAGAGACAUACUUUCAUUGUCCCAUUUGCAAAAAAGCCUUUCUGCGAAGCUCGGACUUUGUGAAACAUCAGAGAACUCACACAGGAGAGAAGCCCUGUAAAUGUGAUUACUGUGGAAAAGGCUUUAGUGACUUAUCAGGCCUGCGCUACCACGAGAAAAUCCACACUGGAGAGAAACCCUAUAAAUGCCCCAUCUGCGAAAAACGAUUUAUUCAGAGAUCAAACUUUAAUAGACAUCAAAGGGUUCACACAGGUGAGAAACCUUAUAAGUGUUCCCACUGCGGCAAGCGGUUCAGCUGGAGCUCCAGCCUUGACAAACAUCAGAGGUCACACUUGGGUAAGAAGCCCUGCCCAUAGCCACAACCCCAGCCAGCCUGCCAUUCCAUUGCAGCCCUGCUCAGCUCUGCCUGGAGGGACUGCGACCAAAAAGGACCUCUUCUCUCUGAAGAAGGUUGCAGGGGAGAGGAACUGGGCACUGUUUUGACAUAGAGCAAUGUUGUUCUGAGUUGGAUUUAUUUAGUUUUCCCUUUUGCACUAGGAAAAGAAACCAGUCUUUUUUUUUUUUUUUUUUCAGCCGGUCUCUUACUUCAGACCCCUUGGGAAAGACAUGUCAUAUAGAUAAUGACUUCAAUAGCUCUCUCUGACAGGACCCUAACUGGUACAGCCACAAUGCUGCUGGCAGUGAGAACCUCCGAUCAGAUUUAGAACUAUGGUUCUAGAGUAGGCUGAUUAUUGCAGAAGGGGAGGUAGGGAGGCCUGAGUGCAUGCUUUGUCCAACAGGUGACAAAGUUCUCCUUUAACUGUCCCUUAUUUGAAAUAAACUGAAC
Chionomys nivalis (European snow vole) is the source of this 2860-nucleotide messenger RNA. It is a transcript of the gene Znf18, whose product is annotated as zinc finger protein 18. The coding region runs from base 735 to 2390 and encodes 551 amino acids. The record is from RefSeq and is a predicted model, not a curated record. Gene Ontology annotation, molecular function: DNA-binding transcription factor activity, RNA polymerase II-specific; RNA polymerase II cis-regulatory region sequence-specific DNA binding. Gene Ontology annotation, biological process: regulation of transcription by RNA polymerase II. The transcript is spliced from 8 exons. Lineage: Eukaryota; Metazoa; Chordata; Mammalia; Rodentia; Cricetidae.